This is a messenger RNA of Mangifera indica (mango), 1016 nucleotides long. RefSeq names its product 30S ribosomal protein S10, chloroplastic-like. NCBI's taxonomy places the organism in Eukaryota, Viridiplantae, Streptophyta, Magnoliopsida, Sapindales, Anacardiaceae. Gene Ontology annotation, molecular function: structural constituent of ribosome. The record is from RefSeq and is a predicted model, not a curated record. Bases 223 to 795 code for a protein of 190 amino acids. Gene Ontology annotation, biological process: translation. Gene Ontology annotation, cellular component: ribosome; small ribosomal subunit; mitochondrion. The transcript is spliced from 3 exons.
AAUUUUGUUGCUACUGGUGGGUGGGGGUUUGAGUCUUUUAGAGUUUAGAGCAUUGCUUUAUAACUCGGAUCGAUUAAUCGAUUGAACUAAUAUGAAUGAUUUCAAAAUAAAUAAAUUUAUUGGAUAGUUCUUACACUCGAGAUUACAAUUUUAGAAAGAGAGCAAGCAAGAGAAGCUUCUUCAAAAUUCUUCAGAAGAAAACAGAGAAGAAUUGGAUUGAAAAUGACAAUGAAUUCAAUAUCCGCAACAAUAUUUUCUUCUCUUACAAUACCCAGUUCCUCAAAUCCGAAGUUGUCUUCUUUCUCUUGUUCUCUACCCUGUGAAGUUAGUACCUUUAAGCUUAGUACUGCCAUUCAGCCCUUACUUUCUUCUUCAACGAGGAUUUUCGCUGCUCCUGAAACCUUAGAUGGAACUGAAAUUUCGUCUCCUAAGGUUGAAGUUCCUGAGACACUCGAUACCUCGAUCAGCACAGAUGUAGACAAGAUCUCUCCAAAGCAAAAUAUCAGAAUCAAACUUAGGUCCUACUGGGUGCCCCUGAUCGAGGAUUCGUGCAAGAAGAUAAUGGAUGCUGCAAGGACUACCAAAGCAAAAACCAUGGGCCCUGUGCCGUUACCAACCAAGAAGCGAAUAUACUGUGUUCUCAAAUCCCCUCAUGUGCACAAGGAUGCUAGAUUUCAUUUUGAGAUCCGAACACACCAACGUCUUAUUGAUAUUUUAUACCCAACUGCCCAAACUAUUGAUUCUUUGAUGCAACUCGAGCUUCCUGCCGGAGUUGAUGUAGAGGUCAAGCUCUAAAGAAGCAGCGCUGCUGUAAAACUUCUUGCAUAUCUGUAAUUGUUUUAUGUAAAUUUCCAUUUCACAGUUGGCUAUCAGUUGUAGAUUUGCCUGUUGAACCAUGUAAUAGAAAGAGAUGCUUUUUCUUUCUCUUGCAUUCAUUGUAAUGCCAAACUCCAUUUUUUGGCAAAUUUCUUGACGUUUCUUCAUAAUAUCUAGAUCUCUAACUGGGAAUUCAUGCA